UAGGCAGGCCUUGCGGACUUGAGGGCAUUUUCUGUUUUGUUCGUUUCUCGUGCCGCGAGUCAGCUGCGUGCAUGCGGCAGCAGCACAGCCCGUGCUUGUUUCCUGCAGGAACGACGGAAACAUUCAGCAGCGGCGCCUCGGCCGACUACCGGCGCUGUGUUGUGAACCGUCUGCUCUUGGCCAUGUCGUCUGCCUGACGCUACGCCGUCCCGUGUCGUCUGCCACGAAUUCACCGUCGUCGUCCCCACAACCGGUGACAGCGAAACAAAAAAAGAAAAAGGGGGGGAAAAGCAGCGAUGCAGUGCGUGCUCAAAGACAAGUUCCGUCUCUACCCGAGCGCCGAGGACGACUACGAUGUGACGCUUUCAGACAAGUCGCUGGUGUUCGAGCCAUGCGUCAAGGGCAAGGGGUUGCCGCAGUACCGCUCGCGUACCGAGGUGAAGCUCGACGACGUGAUCGGCUGUCAUGUGAUGCGCGUCGCCGAAAAUGCCACCGGGCUCAAAAAGACCGUGUCGUAUUUCUGCGUGUACGCGUACCACCUAAUUCAGAAGAAGAAGAACCUCGGCCACCGGCGCCAGAAACGGACGUACGUGUUUGCGGUGGAUAAGAGCGACCAGUACGAAGCGAACCUCGCCAUCUCCAGGGUAUGGCAGUCGGCAUUCCUCUGGCUACUCCGAGGAGUCAAGCCCGAGCGUGGUGGCGACGGCCAGGCGUUCAUUCCAGCCGAGCUGCCCGCGCAGCGACACUACCUGGUCAUCGUGAACCCAAAGAGCGGACCUGGCCGGAGUCUCGAGAUCUUCCUGCACCGGGUGCGACCGAUCCUGGCCGAGGCCGACAUCUCUCACCUGCUACUCGUCACCGAGCGCCGGAACCACGCGCGGGACUUCAUCAAGAGUCUCCGCCUGAAUCAGUGGAGCGGCAUCCUCAUCAUUUCCGGGGACGGGCUGCUUUACGAGGUGUACAACGGCCUCAUGGAGCGGCCCGACUGGGAGCUGGCCGUCAAGAUACCCAUCGGCAUCAUCCCCGGUGGAUCUGGAAACGGCCUGGCGCGCACCAUCAGCCACGCCGCCAAUGAGCCCUACGUGAGCGAUCCGAUUCUGGCGUCCACGUUGGGAAUCGCCAAGGGACGGGUGGCCCCUCUGGACCUGAUGAAGGUGGAGACGCCGUCGGGACCUCUCUACUCGUUCCUGAACGUCGGCUGGGGCAUCAUGGCCGACAUCGACAUCGAGUCCGAGAAGCUGCGUGCCAUCGGGGAGAUACGCUUCACCCUGUGGGCCUUUUGGAGGGUCUUCAACCUGCGCACCUACCACGGCCGGAUAUCGUACCUGCCGGCCACCGAGAAGAUGAAGGGCGGCAACGGAGUCAUCUCGCGGCUGGUGACGUCACCGUCGUCGCGCAACGGGCCCUCGUCACCCCCUCCGCCCCGCAACCAGUCGUCGGGCGCCGACCUCGGCGAACUACGCGGCCAGAACGGCAACACGCGGACGUUUCACAGGUCUGAUAGCGCUCCGGAAGGCCACCGCACGGACGAUUACGUGACGUCACAGAACGAAGGGAACGACAGUGGCCUGGAGAGGGCUACGGGGCGCGCCGUGCCGGCUGGCACCGAGGACCACGCGACUCCUCUCACGGGCGAGGAGCUGCCGCCCGAGCUCGAACUGGUCGCCGACUCGGGCGUAGAGCGCGUGCCGGGUCCCAAGCCGCAGGAGCCCGCGCUGUCGGCGCCCGAGUGGUUCCCGGCUCUGACGGAUCCAGUGCCGGAGGACUGGACCGUGGAAGAGGGGCGCUUCGUCAUCUGCUACUCGAGCAUGGUCAGCCACCUGGGCACCAACCUGUUCAUCGCGCCCGAGUCGCGGUUGGACGACGGCAUCGCCUGGCUGCUCAUCAUUCGUGGAGACGUGACCCGAUUCCAGGUGCUCAGCUACUUCAAGGCGCAGGAGGCCGGCCAGCACGUGGACUUGCCCUUCGUGCGCCUCAUACCGGUGCGGGCGUUCCGCCUGGAGAGCUUCUCCGAUAGCACCAUCACCGUCGAUGGCGAGGCCGUCAAGACGAAGAUUCUGCAGGCCCGGGUGCUGCCUUCUCUGGGACGAAUUCUGACUUUCUAGGAUUCUACGAGACGAUGUGAUUUUAGACGCAUCGCCAACAGGGACAAGUACAUGUUUGUAGUCCCUCUGGGAAGCGUGCCAGAAUUGUCUUGAUCUGCCAACUUUCGGCAGUAUAGCUUUUUGAAAAGUUUCUCAAAAGCCAAUCAUGUUCAGCGGCAUGCGAGCUAAGUUUUUGUUCAAGUUGACCAGCUAUCGACUCAACUGCCUCCUCUAGUGCAUCCCCGAGACCGGUGGCCAGUGCAAGAACCGUGUGUUUGUGCGCGCCUCGCGAACAUUUGUGUGCAGUUUCUUUAGGAGCGCAGAUCGUUCCACGACGAAGGAAAUAGACACUUGUCUAUUGGUGCAGAUGCUACAAUCUUCAUUCCAAGGGCAGGGAUCAAAUGUAGAUUGUGAUGUUUUAGUACGUGCUGACCUGACGUCACAGUACAUGACGUGGGAAUGGCACGGUCUUGAUGGUUUGAUAUUUACGUUUUUUUUUGUGCUAUGGUUUUGGUUGAAUGGGGUAGCGUUCCUUCCCUACCCCAAAUUAUUUUUGCGACUUUUUGCGAUUUUUCCCACUGCCGAGUAAUCCUUUUUUAUCUCGGAAAUUUCGUGGUAGUGUUGACCUCUAAUCCCCGGAACUGUGAUGGCCCAACGAUCCUCCGAGUCUUCCACCGUGCGUGUACUGGGUUUGUGCUCACAUUUCUUGUACUACAAGACUGUGUUUGCCAGCGAACAUACGCCGUUGUAGAAGCGUCGCUGUUGCUGGCGUACCAUCUCGCAUAUUGAGUAUCUUAAAACGAGUGAGCACUGUCGUCAUCUUUACCAAGGAUCGGUCUCUUAUCGCUUCGACUUCUAAUCUACUGGUAUUGCCCAUUGCGUAUUGCCCAUUGUUGUUAACAGCUGUCUGUUUCGUGCACUGACCUUUGGCUACCCGUGUCACUGGACAAGGGUCCUCUUUCUCCAGAAUUAUAGGAGAAUGAACACUGCUCGAAGAACCCUGCAUAGUGCUCAAAACUCCUAGCAGUUGCACCAGGCUCUGUUAUCCGCACUCGCGAAGCUUGCACGUGCUGUUGAUUUCGCGAUCGGUUUUGCAUACGUCAAGUCUAAUGCAAGCGUGUCCUAAAAAGCUGCCGUCAGGGUGCGCUGGUAACUAGAAGCGGCUUAGAACAUGGCCUCUGAGAUGGGGCGGUGCGCGCUGCCCGAUCUCCGAGGCUAUGUCUAGACGCGGCAAGCUCCUCUUCACAUCACGUGACGGCGCUUCGGCGCAGUCGCGAGAUGCGUCUGGGCAAAAUUGGGCCGUUGGUGCUGCAAUACCUGUAUGUUUGUGCAUGUGUGCGUUGGUUAAUUUUGCACUCAGAUGGCUCUACGAAGGGUACGACGGCUACCUCGACCUACAGAUGUGACUGUUCGACGUACUUUUCGAUGAUCCUCCGCAACGGUGUGUGUUGCAAGAUGACGGAUAAACUGCGUACAAUACCUCCCCCCCCCCCUUUAUUUUUGCGCGUGUGUGUGAGAGUAUGUUAACGCUUUUACGUGAAAGACAUCACGUGACUGCGGAAAUGAUGAUGGGUGAGGAACGGUAACCCGUUUGACGGCGAAGUUGCCUGGUGCAGUGGUGGGGUGUGGUCGAUAUAUAUAUCGGCACUGACUAUUGUCUCGUAGAGAUGUAUAUUCAAGUAUUUUUUACAAGUGAGUGCGAAGGAUCGCUAGGGGCAUUCGUGCGAAACUAUGCCCUGCGCGACAAAGUGAGAAUAAGGAAGACUCUGUUGUAACCCCGUGGAUGUGUGCAUAUUAGAUUAAACGCAGUGACCGUCUCCAAAUGCACAGGUGCCUUCUCGACCGGUGGUCUCUGAUCUUCCCGUAUUGUCCGUCAUGAGCAGCUCUAUAUGUAAGGACGAAAUAAAUCGAUUGAUGAAUACGCUGUCA
Messenger RNA from Dermacentor silvarum, 4013 nucleotides. RefSeq names its product sphingosine kinase 2-like. Gene Ontology annotation, cellular component: membrane; intracellular membrane-bounded organelle; cytoplasm. Gene Ontology annotation, biological process: sphingosine biosynthetic process. Lineage: Eukaryota; Metazoa; Arthropoda; Arachnida; Ixodida; Ixodidae. The transcript is spliced from 9 exons. Bases 297 to 2105 code for a protein of 602 amino acids. The record is from RefSeq and is a predicted model, not a curated record.